GACAGCCUGUGAGCUCAGUCGACCCAGCAAAGCCCAGCCGACCCCGCCAAGGAGAGAGUCAGACCGAUCAGGCACAAAGCCAGGCCACACUGCCACGAGCCCAGCGGAGAGAGCGCAGCGCCAUGAACCGCCGGGUGUUGUUGAAUAUGCCCUCCAAAUCCUGGAGCCACAGGCGUCGCAGACGUUUGGAUAACCCCAUCCCGUUCCCUGAGCUGUAUGAUGGUGACACCGAACGCCUCCCGGAGUUCAUCGUGCAGACGGGCUCCUACAUGUUCGUGGACGACCAGGUCUUCGACACCGAUGAGCUCAAGGUGACCUUCCUGAUUACCCGCCUCAAGGGCCAGGCCCUGAAGUGGGUGAUCCCCUACAUCGAGAAGGACAGCCCCCUGCUCAAGGAUUACAGCGGCUUCCUGGCCGAGAUGAAGCGGGUGUUCGGGUGGGAGGAGGAUGACGACUUCUA
Cricetulus griseus (Chinese hamster) is the source of this 460-nucleotide messenger RNA. Lineage: Eukaryota; Metazoa; Chordata; Mammalia; Rodentia; Cricetidae. The record is from RefSeq and is a predicted model, not a curated record.